This is a messenger RNA of Haliotis rufescens (red abalone), 2231 nucleotides long. RefSeq names its product malate dehydrogenase-like. Gene Ontology annotation, biological process: malate metabolic process; oxaloacetate metabolic process; tricarboxylic acid cycle. The coding region runs from base 127 to 816 and encodes 229 amino acids. The transcript has 7 exons. Lineage: Eukaryota; Metazoa; Mollusca; Gastropoda; Lepetellida; Haliotidae. The record is from RefSeq and is a predicted model, not a curated record. Gene Ontology annotation, molecular function: L-malate dehydrogenase (NAD+) activity.
AAUAUUGUUUUUGUUGAUUCAAACGGCAUGCUCAUAUGCAGCUGACCCAAAAACUCUCUGGACGUGAUAUGGCUACAAACGCCUGUGUCAUCCACACCUGUACUUUGGACCUCACAACGACAACGAAUGUCGGCACCUGAACAUCGAAGAGGAACAAUGACGUCAGAUGUAACCCGGAUUUUGGUAACACCGGCUUCUUAUUCGACGGCAUACUCCUUGAUUCCCUAUAUAGCGCAGGGAUGUUUGACGGGCCCUGAACAGGAAGUCGAGAUCGUCCUUCACGACGUGGAGGAGAGGUCUGACGUCAUGAGGGGUGUUGCUAUGGAGAUUAUGGACUGCGCGUACCCCCUCGUCAGGGGUAUAUCAACAAACUGCAAUCUCCGCCUUGCCAUGAUCGGAGUUGACUUACUGGUCACCCUUCCCACUGACCUGUUUGGCGGUCAAACAAUCUUAAGAACUGACCAACUGCGGUGUCCAGCCAACAUGAAGGUUGUCGUGGUGGGUACAAAGAUGGAUUUCACUGACUUCAAGUCCACCUCACAUGUUCCAGUUGACAAUAUUUUAUUUAUUGAGACUUCAAAGAGAAUGGGACGCUCCAUGUCCCGAGCUCACACUAUCAGCAAACAGACAGGGUCGUGGUGGAUGCAACAACAACAACAACAACAACAGCAGCAGCACGUACUGAGAAAAGUCCCAUCACCCGUACAACAGAGUGCGGCAGAGCGUUGCAGUCAAGACACGUCUCUUCAGUCUUCUAACAACGCAUUAUAUCAAGGUCAAAGGGGUCAUGAACAUCAUUCGUAUGCAAGGCUAUAACUGUAGCUUGUGAAUAUUCAUGCGUGAAUAACCUCACUCCAGUGGAAUAUAUUUGGAAACUUUUAGAAUGACUCAUCUUUGGAUAAACAUAUUUUCUGCUUGCAUCAGCCUUAUCUAAAAUGUAUGUAAGUUAUUCGGGUACUGACACACUGGACAUUUACCUUUGCUAUAGUGUAUAGCAUUGAGGGUGUGGUGAAAUGGGGUUCAACGACGCGACCAAGAUAAUUGAACUUUUAUAACGACGUGAAUGUGUGUUUGGGUAUGCGUGUGUGUGGUUGUUUGAACUAGUCUGGUUUUAAAGUGCUAUAAACCCACAUAUAUAAACUACCGGGCAAAAGAAACUUAUCACUUGUAAAUUUAGUUUUAUCUGAAUUAAAGACGGUGCGAUAAGUUAGAACGUUAUCAGAAAACAUUCACCAAAACACAAAGUCGCGGCGUCAUGGUAUGGGGCGGUAUUUGCGGUCAGUGGACAGCAUCAUCCGUGGGAAUCUGACUGGCCAGAGAUAAAUUGAUGAAGUGCUGCGACCUGUUGUAGUGCCAUUCUUACGUGGACAGCCAAGGGAUACCCUUGUGCAGCAGGAUAAUGCACGACAUCAUACCGCCAGACUUGUUCAGCAAUAUCUGCACAACGUUGAGGUCAACAUAUUGUCUGGCCAGCAUGUUCACCAGUCCUGAAUCCCAUAGAGCAUCUCUGGGAUCAUCUUGAUCGACAGCUGAGACAACGCAGCAAACAGACAGCAGCUUGGACAGGUUUUAUUGGAUGAGUGACGCAGAAUUCCUGCUGACGUCAUCCGGCGACUGACGACACCCAUAAAGAGACGUGUUAUGGUGUACAUUUAUGCAGGUGGUGACAAUCACAUGAUUUGACUUAAUGAGCACCUUCUGAGUGAAAUUUGUUUGACUCGUGUUAAUGUAAUUUUUAUUUUGACCCCAUGUCUCUUUCGAUCGGUCUUAUGGCAAGUCCACUUUCGGUAUGGCAUUGCAAGUUUGUAAGGACCUCGAAAAAGUAUUUCUUUCAUUACGAUAAACGUCAUAUAGUGAACACCUGUCUUUGUUUCGUUUUAUCGAGCCACUGAACGAGGUGAUCAGUUUCUUUUGGCCGGAAGUUUACCAUUCCGCAGUUUAACAUGGAUAUCCUACUCUAAGACACGGUAACAACAAGUACCAUCCUUUAACGUCUUUUGGUAUGACGCAGCCUGGUAUCAAACCACGACCUUCCGCUCUCUUGGCAGACGUUUCGUCCACUGGACCACGGAGGACGUCUUUCACAGCAGUUAAUUGGGUGGGGUGGGGGGUUGUUUAACGCCGCACUCAGCACAGAUGUAUGUUUUUAGACUAAAGCGUGUACGCUGUGUUGUCAGGUUAUGCAUCUAUUAUUGGUUGAUUGAAUAGGUUGACUUGAAAACAAAUUUAAC